CCCGUAUUCCCGGAGCCGCUCCGCGUUCCCACCACCCACCCCCUGACGUCUGGAUGCACCAGGGAGCUGUGCCGGGUUUGAUGGUUAGCGGCGGGAUUUAGAUGUAAAUCUUGUAAAAUUCCAUUUUAUGCAGACACACAAAUCGGCUCCGGCUCAAAGGCUCUGGGGGAGCUGCAGCUGCGGAGGUACCUGCUCCGAGGAUCUUCCUGCAGGCAGAGCACCUCUCCAGCCGGGCACAGGGAGGGCUGGAUGGGCAGAUAGGGAUCCCAUCCAGAAACACAGCCCCGUCCCUGUGCGGCGGGAGUGACGCAGAGCACAGCCCUGCUCCUGCAGUGACCCCUUGCAGGGAGCUUGCAACCCGCUGAGAGCAUCGCUGUUUCUUCUGCUUUGGUGGGAUGGAUGAGCCAGGCCUUUUGCCACGGGGACGGGCUCCCUCCUGCCUGUAACGUGGACAGGGAGCUGGGUCCCUGUUUUCACCCCGGGAAUACCAUCUCUCACAUCCACGGAGCGCAGGAGGGAAGCGAGAGCGGAGUUUCUGCAGCGUCAGAAAACUUUGAUUCAUCUGCGAAGGUGGUGAAUGAAGGAGGGAUGUGACCUGGAAAGGAUCAACAGGAAAAUGGGGAUGUUUCUCCAGCUUGGAAAAGGCUUGCUUUUCCCCCCCUCGCCGUCUCAGGAUCACUGGAAGGGAUUAUACAAAUGAGAGCAGGAAACUGCAGUCAGGGCUUUGCCAGAAAUAGAUGAUUUUGUCUUUUUCUUCUUGAUGGCAGUGAAGAAAUAUGGGAGUCCGUAGAGGCUGCUCCACAGGCACCCUCACGUUCUGAUUGCCAGGUCAUUUGCGCUCGUUCCUAAAGUGCCAUCCACCCUGCGAUGGGAAUUGACAUGUAACCACAAAGAAUAAACUCCUGGGAACAGCUCCGUGCCACUGGUGGAACUUCGGAAGGAAGUUUGGGAUCGGUGGGAAAUGUGCUGACUCCUUUCGGGCGAGCGGAAGAGGAGCAGCAUCGUGGAAGAUGUUGAAUGUGAAUUUUUUACCUAACCGCCGUCACUCGUGGAUUUGCUUCGACGUGGAGAAUGGCCCGUCCCCAGGGCGCAGCCCGCUGGACCCGCAGGCCAGCUCCUCCUCAGGGCUCGUACUGCACACCACCUUCCCGGGCCACAGCCAGCGCCGGGAGUCCUUCCUCUACAGAUCCGACAGCGACUAUGACUUGUCACCAAAGACCAUGUCCAGGAACUCCUCUCUGCCAAGCGAGCAGCAUGGGGACGACCUGAUCGUCACACCUUUCGCCCAGGUGCUGGCCAGCCUACGAAGCGUGAGGAACAACUUCACGCUCCUUACCAACCUCCACGGCACCUCCAACAAGAGAUCUCCAGCAACAAGUCAGCCUCCUGUGUCCAGAGUUAACCUGCAAGAGGAGCCCUACCAGAAGCUGGCCAUGGAGACGCUGGAGGAGCUCGACUGGUGCCUGGAUCAGCUGGAGACCAUCCAGACCUACCGCUCCGUCAGUGAGAUGGCAUCCAACAAGUUCAAGAGGAUGCUGAACCGGGAGCUGACACACCUUUCCGAGAUGAGCCGCUCCGGUAACCAGGUGUCCGAGUACAUUUCCAACACUUUCCUGGACAAGCAGAAUGAUGUGGAGAUUCCUUCUCCCACCCAGAAAGACAGAGAGAAGAAGAAAAAACAGCAGCUCAUGACACAGAUCAGUGGAGUGAAAAAAUUGAUGCAUAGUUCAAGCUUAAAUAACACCAGCAUCUCAAGAUUUGGUGUGAAGACAGAAAAGGAAGACCAUCUGGCCAAGGAACUGGAGGAUCUGAAUAAGUGGGGUCUCAACAUCUUCAAUGUGGCCAGGUAUUCCCACAACCGGCCGCUCACCUGCAUUAUGUACGCGAUAUUUCAGGAGCGAGAUCUACUGAAAACAUUCAAGAUCUCAUCAGACACUUUCGUGACGUACAUGAUGACACUAGAAGACCACUACCACUCAGAUGUGGCUUACCACAACAGCCUCCACGCUGCUGAUGUUGCCCAGUCCACUCACGUUCUGCUCUCUACCCCCGCACUGGAUGCUGUCUUCACUGAUUUGGAAAUCCUUGCUGCAAUCUUUGCAGCUGCAAUUCAUGAUGUGGAUCACCCCGGGGUCUCCAAUCAAUUUCUCAUUAACACAAAUUCUGAGCUGGCCCUGAUGUACAACGAUGAAUCUGUCUUGGAGAACCACCAUCUUGCCGUGGGUUUCAAACUGCUUCAAGAGGAGCACUGUGACAUCUUCCAGAACCUGACCAAGAAGCAGCGGCAGACGCUCAGGAAGAUGGUCAUUGACAUGGUGUUGGCCACAGAUAUGUCCAAGCAUAUGAGCCUGUUAGCUGACCUGAAGACUAUGGUGGAAACCAAGAAGGUGACCAGUUCCGGGGUCCUCCUUCUGGACAACUACACAGACAGAAUACAGGUUCUCCGAAAUAUGGUACAUUGUGCAGACUUGAGUAAUCCCACAAAGUCUCUGGAGCUGUACCGGCAAUGGACGGACAGGAUCAUGGAGGAGUUCUUCCAGCAGGGAGACAAAGAGCGAGAGAGAGGGAUGGAAAUCAGCCCAAUGUGCGACAAACACACGGCGUCAGUGGAAAAAUCCCAGGUGGGAUUCAUUGACUACAUCGUCCAUCCGCUCUGGGAGACGUGGGCUGACCUGGUGCAGCCCGAUGCCCAGGACAUCCUGGACACGCUGGAGGACAACAGGAACUGGUACCAGAGCAUGAUACCUCAGAGCCCAUCUCCUCCGUUGGAGGAGCGGGGCAGGGACUGCCAGGGCCUGAUGGAGAAGUUCCAGUUUGAACUGACGCUGGAGGAGGAGGACUCGGAUGGACCGGAGAAGGACGGUGAGAGCAUCGGCUACUUCAGCAAUACAAAGACACUCAGCGUGGCCGAGCCAGGGGAAGAGGAGUCACAGAGGGAGGCAAACAUAGAGAUUGUGACAGAAGACACAUCUCCUGUGGACACAUAAUGUCCUGCGCCCGCGUGAGUGGAUUUGAAACGCUUGAGGAGCAUGCAGCAGUCUCACGGACUUGCCUGCAGCCUGGGUCUGAGGCCUGUGUCUACCACGGGCUGCAAGAUCUCCCCAGCUACUUGAGAUUGGAGUCAGGGUUAAAGAUCGUGUAGUGAAUGAUUGCUCAGGAAAUUAACAGGUGAUUGACGUUGUGGUUUUAAUCCUUGUCAGCUCCCAGCCUCCUGCUGUCCUGGAGCUGGCUCGGGUCGUGACUGAAGAGUAAAUGACACACAACUGAGAGAUUUUAUACUGUUAGCUUUGGAAUUUAUACCAGUUAGACUGAUAGAAACUACUGAUUAAUAACUCUCCAUAUAAAAGCUGUCCACCUGACCACCUGUCUGCA
This is a messenger RNA of Neopsephotus bourkii (Bourke's parrot), 3372 nucleotides long. It is a transcript of the gene PDE4B, whose product is annotated as phosphodiesterase 4B. Gene Ontology annotation, molecular function: 3',5'-cyclic-AMP phosphodiesterase activity; transmembrane transporter binding. The record is from RefSeq and is a predicted model, not a curated record. The transcript has 15 exons. The coding region runs from base 1011 to 2987 and encodes 658 amino acids. Gene Ontology annotation, cellular component: cytosol; perinuclear region of cytoplasm; nucleus. Lineage: Eukaryota; Metazoa; Chordata; Aves; Psittaciformes; Psittacidae. Gene Ontology annotation, biological process: signal transduction.